AUGGACCCUACCGAAGCAGAGCUCGAGUCUUUCAGACAACAGUGGCGGAAAGAAGUGACCGCCAGAACAAGGCCGCAAGUCCCGGCGCCAGCUGAGCUAGAGGCAUCGUCAAACGUAGCAAACAGCCAGAAGAAGAGCAAGGCGCCAGCAGCCCGAGCCGCUCAGCCAGACGACGACGAGGGAUCCGACACGGAACCCGAAACACACCAUGGGCUGCAAGACAGAGAGUCAGGACGACGGGUUGGAGACGUCGGGGCUGUGCCAAGUUCAAGCAAACAGCCCGUAUCAGCCCUAGAACACUACGAGAAGGCGGUGGAGAAGGAGACACAGGGCAGCCUAGGGGACAGCGUGAGCCUGUAUCGGAAAGCGUUCAGGUUGGACGAGAAAGUACACGAGAGAUACAAAGCCAAGCAUUUUCCGCCGUCCGCCUUCCCUUCGAAGCCUACAAACGUCAACCCCUCCAACGCCCCCGUAACGGUGCCCAACCCUGCCCACCACUCAUUCCAUGGUCCCCCUUCCUCGUUGUCAGACCUGAUCGACGAGUUCGCCCACCUCUCCAUCCAGGGUCAAGGGCCUCCGACUGACCUCUCGCCUGCGCCGCCCUGCCCGAUCGCCGCGAUUCCGGAAGAAAUCCUGGUCGAGAUUCUCCUCUAUAACGCAAUAUUCGACGUCGCCUCCUUCGUGCGCCUCGCCCAGGUCUGCAAGCGCCUCGCCUACCUCGUCCUCACCGAAGACCGCAUAUGGCGGCGCAUCGCCCUGGGCCACGAGUUCGGCUUCGGGGCCAUGCACUACCGGUACGCGUGCACCAUCAGGGGCAAGCCCUUACUCGACGACGGUCUAUGCGGUCAGAUGCUGGGCACAUCCGACUCCGACCACGCCCCCCACCCCGGCACCCCCUCCGCCCUCACCGCCGCCACAGCCGCCGCCCUAAUCCCGCGCCCCUACCCGACCUACCGGGCCCUGUUCCACUCGCGCCCGCGCAUCCGCUUCAACGGCUGCUACAUCAGCACAGUGAACUACACGCGCCCGGGGGCCUCGAGCCCCACCCAGCUGACCUGGAACUCCCCCGUGCUGAUCGUGACGUACUACCGCUACCUGCGCUUCUUCCGCGACGGCACCGUCGUCUCGCUGCUCACGACCGCCGAGCCCGCCGAGGUGGUGCCGGUGCUGCGGAAGGAGAAUGUGGCACUGGUGCCGGGCCAGGUUGGGGUCGGGCCUAUGAGGGAUGCGCUGCCGGGCCGGUGGCGGCUUUCGGGCCCGGCUUCGCGUAAGCGCUUGGGGACCAGCGAGGCUGGCGAAGACGGGGACGCGGAGAAGGAUGAGGUGGAGGAGGAGGGGAUGCUGCAUGUCGAGACGGAGGGUGUGACGCCCAAGUAUCUGUAUAAGAUGCAGCUGCAGGUUGGGAGCGCUGGGAGGGGGGCAAGGAACAACAAACUCAUGUGGAAGGGGUAUUGGAGCUAUAAUCGGCUGACGGAUGAUUGGGGGGAGUUUGGGCUGAAGAAUGAUAGGGCGUUUUAUUGGAGUCGGGUUAAGAGUUAUGGGAUGGGGUUGUAG
This is a messenger RNA of Coniosporium apollinis CBS 100218, 1554 nucleotides long. RefSeq lists its product as uncharacterized. The transcript is spliced from 3 exons. Gene Ontology annotation, cellular component: SCF ubiquitin ligase complex. Lineage: Eukaryota; Fungi; Ascomycota; Dothideomycetes. The record is from RefSeq and is a predicted model, not a curated record. Gene Ontology annotation, molecular function: protein binding. Bases 1 to 1554 code for a protein of 517 amino acids. Gene Ontology annotation, biological process: SCF-dependent proteasomal ubiquitin-dependent protein catabolic process.